This is a messenger RNA of Lachancea sp. 'fantastica', 2784 nucleotides long. Lineage: Eukaryota; Fungi; Ascomycota; Saccharomycetes; Saccharomycetales; Saccharomycetaceae. The record is from the annotation of a GenBank genome assembly.
AUGGACACUUCUGGCACAUUGAUCUCACGAGUUUUUCGCGGCAAAAUGCUUCACUGGAUUCAACGGCAUGCACCUUUUAUUUCAAUUUUUUUGCGCAAGCGACGCCUUUUCAGUGCGCUGAUAUUACUUUUUUGCAUCUUUCCGUGCAUCCUGUUUGUCCAGAAGCUCGACGGAAGCCCGUAUGACUUGGCCUACUCACAACUCGAUAGGCUACGAACGGGUUCAUUACAUUCUCCCUCAAAUAUCGAUGCAGCAUACGAUUUGCGGCAGCUGUACAAAACCUUGCAUUUCGACACUGGCUUUGAAUAUCCAACGGGCUACGAGCUCCAAAAAGACCUACUCACCAUUCAUUAUGGCCCUCAAAGAGGUCAAAAAGUCGAAUCUGUAGACGACCUACAGUUUUACGAUUCCGAUCCACGUUUGCUAUGGAGUGUACUGGCUAGCCAUCUGACAAGUGAAGCCACUACUUCGACCCCACUUCCGUUCUCGUGGUACGAUUGGGCCGACUUUCACGAUUACAACAAACUUAUCGCGGUGCGACAGUGUUUGCAAAGCUGCAGUUUUUUCUUUGGCCACCAUUUCAACUCGUCUCUCUUAUUGGAGAUCGAGCGCGAGACUGGCGAGCAGUUAUUUGCCAUCGACAGGGGUUACUACAGUACACAAGAUGAUCCCGAGCUUAGCGAAUUGGAGAUCACUGAAAUGAUCCAGCGUGAAAAUAGUUCUUGUGUGACUGACAUCAGUUUCUAUGCAGACUCAGAGCAGUCAAGGUCGUCCCACGCCUUUUCAGUAGGUUUCGUUGUCAAGUCUCUUCAAGACCAGGUGAGACCAGAAGUUUACCGAUUGCAAGCCAGGAAUCACCUUCUUCAUGCAUUGAAAAUUCCUUUGUCUCUUACUAUCCUGAACGGCGACCGCGGUGCCUGGCAGGUUCCAAUCAGGCAAGAUAAUCGUCAGAAUAUGGUUCAGUCUGGGCUGCUGCAAAAGUACUUAAAAAGCGCUCUCAAAGGCUCUGAUAAGCCUCUUGAACUCGACUUUGUGUCGGAGUUUGACAGAUUCUCCAAAAGUGAAGCGUCGAAAUUCCUCACUCUCAAGACAUUAGAUUUACAUGAAGAGAAAGAUAAAGCUUUCAAGGGCUUAUUCACGCACCUCGAAAAAGAAGAUUUCGAGUUCGAUGCUAUCGCUAAAAUUGAAGAGCUUUCAUCGCGCUCCAGAUCGCUGUCCGCCCACGAGUCGUCUUAUUUGGACAGUUUAAUCUUUUCAACACAAACCCAUUUCGCAUUCGCGCCAAAAUACUUUCACGAACCUGGGGGGCUCAAGGACUUUCUGCAGCUAGGAAGGCAUCACGACUCGAGGUUUUUCAAUGGCGCUAUUUUUCGGGAUCCGAAAGAAACACUAUUACGCUUAAAUUCGAUGGUUAUCACUUUUCAGAAAUUCUUGAAAGCGAACAGUCUCACUUGUUGGCUAGCGCAUGGUUCUCUCUUUGGCUAUCUUUACAACGGCCUCAACUUUCCUUGGGAUAAUGAUUUUGACGUGCAAAUGCCAAUCCGCCAUUUACACAUUUUAGCCCUGAACUUCAAUCAGUCGCUGGUCGUGGAAGAUCCAAGAGAAGGAAACGGUAGGUUUUUAAUGGAUGUGGGGAGCUCGAUAACCCAUCGUACACAAGGAAAUGGCAACAACAAUAUUGAUGCCAGGUUUAUUGACAUCGACUCUGGCCUCUACAUCGAUAUAACAGCAUUAAGUGUAUCCUCCGCCAUGCUGUCCAAUCAUGACGCAGUUCUCUUUCAGCAAAACAAAGAUAGCAUCGGGACUGAGAUCAAGCACAGCGACCCCAAUUUGAUAGCUAACAUAACGGAUAUUCCUCUCCAGGUUCUUUACAACAAGAUACAAAACGACACAACGCGCUCUGAUGAGGAAAGACGUCAAGUUCAAGAGCUAGCAGAAAAAUUUAACAAGGAUUUUCCCAGCAAUCAGUCGCCAACGAAGUUUUUUUCGGCGGAACAGCGGUACAAUCUUAAUCAUGAGCUUGGAUUGUAUAACUGCCGCAACCAUCACUUUGUCCAGUUUGAUUCGGUAUCACAGCUGAUUGCUACCAAAUUUCAUGGUGUUUCUGCACUGGUUCCAAGCAAAUACAUCACACUUCUGAAAAGAGAAUACAGGGUACCAAUGAAGUUUCGUGCUGUAACUUUCCAGACUAGAUCUUUUGUCCAGGGUAUAAGAUCGUGGGUACAAUCGUCCUUGCUAAAAAAAUUGAUGAAUAUCACUGGACGUCGCGAAAACCUGGAGGAUGUCAAAUCGCCUGCGAACAAUCUAAAAUCUGGCGAUGUUGAUAUCAUUUUGAGGAACAGUGCACGGUCUAAUUCCGUUGAUUUCCUCUCUUAUGUGCAUAACAGUAAAGAGAUCAGCACCUAUAGACGGAAGGAAAUUGAGCUACAGUUUUCGGAAACCUAUAGCUCUGAAGAGAAAAUUUCUAUGCUACAACAGCUCGACGCUAGCAUUGGAACGCGGUUGAAGCCAGUGAUGGAGGAUCCGCGAAUCAAUAGCCUCCGAAAAAAAAUGUGGCAUACAUUGUCUGGUGAUGCUCAGUUGACUCCUGAGAUUCUUAUGGAUCUUAAUCUGGAAAUCGCUGAAGAAACUAUAGCAUGGAACUCGCUGCUGGACGGGAGAGCUCUGCCAUUUUUAAUCGGCGUUCAAGAGGAAGAAGAAGCGGCAGGGGGAAAUCAUGAUUUGAAUUUGAAGGAUCUUGCUAUUGAUCUCUCCAACGUUUUCGCUCGGGAUCCAAACUUCUAG